UCUCACCUCUCUCUGCGCGCAGAUAGAUUUAUAGAGAGAGAAGCCAGCGUGCCUAGAGAGGAAAAAAGCAAGCGGAGGACGACGAAGAAGAACAAGACAAAGACAUUACAGGCCAUCGUUGUCUGUUCAUUCUCUCAAUCACUUCUCUUCAAUCGUAUAUGUAUUCUUCUUCUUUUUGCCUAAACCAACUUCCAAUCCUCACCAGAUUCAUUCCCAAAAUCUUCUUCGGGGCUUUGAGCCCCGGAAACAAACAAGUAUCUUUGACUAAACCAAAGCUUCUUAUUGUCUAUUAUUUGUUGGGUUCUCGUCGGGUUAAACUUUCCCGGGAAAAUGUACUCAGCGAUUCAUUCACUUCCAUUAGACAUCGUUGUUCAUGGAGGUUACCAGGGUUCGCUUGAUGGAACUAAUUUACAAGGAGACCCUUGUUUGGUAUUGACAACGGAUCCAAAACCUCGUCUUCGGUGGACGGCUGAGCUCCAUGAGAGAUUCAUUGAUGCUGUCACUCAGCUCGGCGGACCCGACAAAGCAACGCCAAAAACCAUUAUGAGAACAAUGGGAGUCAAAGGUCUCACUCUUUAUCACUUGAAGUCACAUCUUCAGAAAUAUCGGUUGGGAAAGCAAGUCUGCAAGGAUUUGCCAGACAACUCCAAAGAUGCAUCUUGCGCAGCAGAGAGUGUAGACAACACAGGUUCAUGCACACCAACUUCAUCGAAAAUUGCUCAAGAGUUAAACGAAGGGCACCAGGUUACUGAAGCUUUGAGAGUACAAAUGGAAAUCCAGCGUAGACUCCAUGAGCAACUUGAGGUUCAACGACACCUCCAACUUCGGAUCGAAGCACAGGGAAAAUAUUUGCAGUCGAUUCUUGAGAAAGCUUGCAAAGCUAUAACAGAGUCUUCGUCGUGCGCCAGUAUUGAAGCUGCCCAAGAAGAACUCUCCGGAUUAGCCAUCAAGGUUUCAAAUAACUACUGUAAUGACAUGUUCCCAUCUGACCUCAAAAGAAUGGUUUCACCUUCAGAACUGACUGCAGCUCUAGAAAGCAAGAAAAAUGUUCCAAACAUUCCUGUCCGCUUCAGCGACUGUUCAGUUGAAAGCUCCAUAACCUCAAACGACAGUCUCCUUUCACCAAUGGGGGCUGCCACCACAGUCUCAGUGAAGAAGAGAAUGAGGCCCGUGUUUGGGGAGGGUGAAAUGCAGAUGGGAUGGCUGAUGAGUAACACUGGCUGAGAAAACCAACCCUUUCGGAGCCUUGUUGUUUUCUUUUCUUUCCAAAAUUACCAGAAAGUUACCAAACUGCUGUUUAAGUUGGUUUUGUAUAUUACAUAAGUAAAUGGAUUAGUGAUUCAGCUUAUUUGCCUCUCAA
Messenger RNA from Impatiens glandulifera, 1360 nucleotides. RefSeq names its product protein PHR1-LIKE 2. The record is from RefSeq and is a predicted model, not a curated record. Gene Ontology annotation, molecular function: DNA-binding transcription factor activity; DNA binding. The transcript has 6 exons. Lineage: Eukaryota; Viridiplantae; Streptophyta; Magnoliopsida; Ericales; Balsaminaceae. Bases 331 to 1224 code for a protein of 297 amino acids.